UCUAAUAAAUGGUUAAGCUCUUUCCAGAGAAAUUCAACAACCGAAUUUAACGACAAAGACCAAUUUAAGUGAGCUUGGCCUGGUGGCAGCAAAAAGCUGGCUUACCUUCGUCGACAAGAGCCGCCGCUUUACGCAGCGGAAGUGAAACACAGAAUGCCAUAGCUCGCGGCCAAAUUGGGCUCUAGUGGCUGUGGAUUUCAAUCGGUAGGGUUUUAAUUUGGUAUUGACUUAAAUUCCCUUUAAACCCUGAUUUUAACGGCUUACAAACGGCAGGCCACUUGAUAGGUCAUAAACUGUACUCUUUUAUCCCGGAUUAAAUACAAAACAUCCAACAACUAUCUCCCUGCCCAUGGGGGGCUUCUGAUAUUUUUGUUAACCUUAAAGGCAAAAUUUUUAACAUACGCCGAACCCCUAAUUCCAGCACUCUUCUUCAGCGUUACACUGCCACUCUGCGUAAAGACAUCAUCGCCGGCCACCACAAGAAUGCCGUAACUCGAAUUAGGAGUUUAUUAUUACAUAGGAAAGAAAGGAGAAACAAUAUGGGUCGUCGUGAUCAAAGGAAAGAAGCUCGAUUAGCUAAGAAUCAAAGAAAGCACCAAGCUUGGAUGGAGCAUCAGAAAUCCCAGAAAUUGAAGAGAAUAAACAAGGAUGUUAAGUUAAAACAUGGGAAAAAAUCACAAGGUUUAUUCGCGCAGACUAAUUCUGAGGAAAAUCAGAGCUUGAAGGAAUUGAUUUUAUCAGAAGAAGAUGAAGUGAAGUUGAAUUGUUUGUGCCAAAAGGAGUCUACAUCAUCUAAGAAAACAAAGAGACGAAAGAAGGAUCUCGAUAAGGGAGCUCGGAAAACAAAGUUUGAAGAAUUUCUUAAAUUGGAUGUGCCGAAUUCUAGCAUAAGUGCAGAGGAAGAUUUGGAAUUAGAGAAGAAACUUGCAAAGAAACUCAAGGUGAAAAAUGGAAAAAUAAGGGGAGAGGAUGAUGCCUUAAAUGUUUUGUUUGAAGGAAUUCCAUCUGUUUUCCAUUCCUCCGUGGAAGAAGAAGAUAAUUCCAAGGCUGAAGAACAACCUGCCAAGAAGAAACGCAAGAAGCAAAAGUCAUUGGAACAGGAACUAGAAGGUGAGAGUGAAGGUGAUUUAGAAGUUGAAAUGCCCAAGUCAGAGGAAACCAAUGGCGCAGAUGUGGCUUUGGAAGAAGUUCCUACCAAGAUAGGUUCGCGAAAGAGGAAGAAAAAAAAGUUGUCAGAGCAAGCACAAGACAAUGUGGUCUCUGAGACUGCUGGUGCUGUCUCCAAUCCUGUGGAAACUCAGGAUGCAGAGGUGGCUUUGGUGGAAAGUACUGCCAGGGAACCCACAUUGGAAAGCAGUGUAAGGUAUGUUCCUCCUCACUUGAGAUCACGUGCAGGAAAUGAGUCAGAAGAGCAUACUCAAAUCCGUAGAAGGGUUCGAGGUCUUUUGAAUAGAUUGUCUGAAUCUAAUGUGGAAUCAAUUACAGGAGAAAUGUCAACAGUCUUUCUUUCUGUUGGCCGCAGUGUUGGUUCUAAGAUUAUCAGUGAGGAGCUGUUGGCUUCUUGUUCUACCGGUCCUCGUGGCAAUGAACAGUAUGCUGCUGUUUUUGCAGCUUUUGUUGCAGGCUUGGCAUGUUUGUUAGGAAUUGACUUCAGUGCAAAGCUUAUGGCUUCACUUGCUCAGUCUUUUGAGAAUGAGUACCUCAAAAAGGACAAUAUUUCCUUGCGAAAUCUUACUCUUCUGCUCUCCUACUUAUGCAUAUUUGGAGUUUUCUCAAGUGAGUUGAUAUAUGACUUUCUCAUCACGUUGAGCAAGCGUUUAGCAGAGAUUGAUGUCUCUACCAUCUUGACAAUUUUGCAAUGCUGUGGCAUAAAAAUAAGGGGCGAUGAUCCUGUUGCUAUGAAAGAUUUUAUUCUUAGUGUUCAGAAUAAGGUAAACGAGUUGAAGGCUUCCCCUGGAGAUGGCCAGAAAAAUAUAAAUAGCAAAAGAAUGGAGUUCAUGCUUGAAACCAUAUGUGACAUCAAAAACAACAAAAAAAGGCCUAAGGAGGAUACUGUGCAACACACACGGAUAAAGAAAUGGCUACAAAAGUUAAGAGUUGAGGAUAUUUUAAUAAGGGGACUAACAUGGAGCAAGCUUCUUGAUCCUGACAAAAAGGGUCAGUGGUGGUUGUCUGGGGAUACGGCAGCCCAAGCAGAAAAUGAAGUAGAGGUUGCUAGAACAAUUGACAAAGAGGUUCUUGAAGCCCAGAAAAUGCUGCAGCUUGCUGCUGCUAUGGGAAUGAAUACUGAAAAUAGAAAGGCAAUCUUUUGUAUUAUAAUGACUGGAGAGGAUUACAUCGAUACAAUUGAGAAGCUUUUAAGACUGGAUUUGCCUGCAAAGCAGGACCGAGAGAUUAUACGGGUUCUUCUAGUGUGCUGUUUGCAUGAGAAACAUUUCAAUAAAUAUUACACAAUACUGGCAUCCAAGUUGUGUGAGCACGACAAAAAUCACAAGUUUACCUUGCAGUAUUGCAUUUGGGACUACUUCAAUGAGCUGGAGUCAAUGCCACUUAUAAAAUCAAUGCACCUUGCCAAGUUUGUGGCAGAUAUGAUUGCGUCGUUCAAUCUCUCACUUGGGGUUUUGAAACCUGUCGACUUCAGCAGCUCCAUUGUGCUAAACAAGAAAAGGGUUGUGCAUUUUAGGAUGCUAUUUGAAUACAUAUUUGAGUAUCCUGAUGAUCUCGUAUCAAAAAUUUUUGAUCGAAUAUCUGUCAACCCCGAUCUUGAAAUUCUUCGAGAUGGCAUAAUGUUUUUCAUGAAAGAGUAUGUUGUGAGAGCUAACAAAGAACUCACUAGUAAAUUCAAGAUCGUAAAGAAAGUUCUUAAAUAUGUACCUGUUCUUAUGUGAGUUUGAUCAGUACAUUAAUUAUAUAUGCCAAGCCCAGAUUUUGUAGUUCAAUUUUGCCUAUUUAGUAGUCAGUUUCUUUCAGGAAGUAGCAAUUUUUUCAGAAUUACCAGAAUGAGUUAUUCAUUUUGACAUGGAGGAAUGUAUUUGAUUCAAACAAUUCAUUCUGUCUUAUCUUCUUUUGUCAUAUUUCUGGUGAACAAUUCAUUUUCUUCUUCAGUAUUAAACAUUUUCUUUUACCAAUUAUAGAAGAGAAAGUCCUCGUGCAGUUUGUCCA
Messenger RNA from Mangifera indica (mango), 3162 nucleotides. RefSeq names its product nucleolar MIF4G domain-containing protein 1. The transcript has 13 exons. The coding region runs from base 540 to 2888 and encodes 782 amino acids. Gene Ontology annotation, biological process: ribosomal small subunit biogenesis. Gene Ontology annotation, molecular function: protein binding; RNA binding. Lineage: Eukaryota; Viridiplantae; Streptophyta; Magnoliopsida; Sapindales; Anacardiaceae. Gene Ontology annotation, cellular component: nucleolus. The record is from RefSeq and is a predicted model, not a curated record.